Messenger RNA from Hansenula anomala, 990 nucleotides. It is a transcript of the gene CBP3, whose product is annotated as Cbp3p. The transcript has a single exon. Gene Ontology annotation, biological process: mitochondrial respiratory chain complex III assembly. Lineage: Eukaryota; Fungi; Ascomycota; Saccharomycetes; Phaffomycetales; Wickerhamomycetaceae. Gene Ontology annotation, cellular component: mitochondrion. The record is from RefSeq and is a predicted model, not a curated record. Bases 1 to 990 code for a protein of 329 amino acids.
AUGUUGAGAGUUCCUACCAUAUGUAAGGCAUAUGCUGUUCCAGCUGCUAGAAUAGCUACAAGAAGCUAUGCCACUUCAAGAAUACCACAACCAAAAGAUGUGAAAAAAAUUGAUGAUCGUUCACCAUCUCAAAUUGCAACAUCAUCUACAUUAAACAUUGAAAUUCCAGAAAAUAAAGCACCUGUUAAACCAAAGACCAAGAGACCAAUGCUUUCAGAUUCUAAAUAUGAAAAAGAAGGUUAUGAAUUAUCAGGGUUUAUGAAAAAUAUUGGUGAAUCUGUCAUUUCAAUUUUAAGAUUAGAUAUGGAUAAAAUUAGAGCAGGUCCAAUUGCCGGUUCAGUUUAUUAUGCAGAAUGUAAGAAACAAGGUUUACAAUUCGAGAAUGAAGAACUAAGUGAAAGUGCUGCAUUUUUUUAUGAAGAUUUGAAAUUACCAAGAACUUUUUCACAAUGGUUUCAAAUUACUGCAUUACAUCAAUGGAUGCUUUCUGUUAGAAUGAGAGCUAUGCCUUUUAAAUAUGGGCGUAAUUAUCAACAAAAACUUGUUGAUAGAUUCUUUAGAGAUAUGGAAUUAAGAUUGAAUGAAGAAAUGAAUGUGAAUUCAAGUAGGAUCACUGAUCAAUAUUUAAAAGAUUAUAAUUCACAACUGAGAGGGUUGGUGUGCUCAUAUGACGAAGCAUUUGUCACGGAUGAUGUCACGUUGGCACAAGCAUUAUGGAGAAAUUUGUUCAAUGCUCAAAAAAAUGUUGAUAUGAUGCAUUUAGAAGCUAUGGUUAGUUAUGUUAGAGGUCAACUUUAUGUUUUAUCAAAGAUGUCUGAUAGAGAUUUUGCAUUUGGUAAAUUUAAAUUUGUUUCACCAAAUGAAGUUGUUAAAAGAUUUACAGCUGAACAAGAGGCUGAAAUUUUGAAGAAGGCUAAAGAAGAAUAUGAACCAAAAGAAGGUAAAAAGAUCUUACCAAGUGAAAGAAGUUCAUUAUCAUAUGAAAACUAA